This is a messenger RNA of Fusarium tjaetaba, 1962 nucleotides long. RefSeq lists its product as uncharacterized. The transcript has 5 exons. NCBI's taxonomy places the organism in Eukaryota, Fungi, Ascomycota, Sordariomycetes, Hypocreales, Nectriaceae. The record is from RefSeq and is a predicted model, not a curated record. The coding region runs from base 1 to 1962 and encodes 653 amino acids.
AUGUCCUCAUCCAGCGAUGACGACGAAGUGGAAUCCGUCGCACCAAUCGAGCUGAGCGAAUAUGAGACCGAUUUUGACCGUGAAUCUGAUCUUUUCUACGAUUCUAAUUAUGAAUCCGAGACGGAAUCUGAACGGGCAAAUAAUCCUGUGACUUUGCAAGCCACGAUGUCAGGCCCGAGCUGCGGUCUGUGCAGAUUCGAAUUCGAAGUUGACGAGGAAUUUGUUGUUUACAAUCCGGUCAGUGAACGCUACCCUCGCAUUUGGUGCGGCGAGUACGUUCCUGGGUGCGAGAAGUUCUUUGCGAUAGAGCUUGGAUUCCACCACGGCUGUGUCGCCCUACUAAAGCCCAAGACUUUGGCCAAGGACUGGACGCACAAUCUUUCACAUGCUACAUCUGGUCCACAGGAUCAUUAUCUGCCUCCUGUGUCUUGGACUAAGCGUCGCGCACAGUGGAUCAGAGACUCAAUUGCUGCCGACCUAACACAAGCUAUCCAUGGUCGUCUCCCACAAGAAAUAUGUCAAUAUAUUGCGAGUUUCUGUAUCCGCGAACGCGCAUGCCUCAUUCUUCGAGAUCUAUCCCUUUCGACCCGUCGUCUCACGGAACAGGAUACCUUGGUCUACAAGGCCAGAUACAGGAAGCAGAGCGCUCGCAACAGACCUGAAGCUUGCUUAAACAUCUAUUACUCUGAGGAUCACGGGGGAAUCCGUCAAGUGAUCAUCACAGAAGACAAUGAGAUGCCCACUUUGAACAUGGAACCCGGUCUCUCGUGGUCCAUCCAUCGUCACCAAAAGACGCCACUGCGAGUCAAACAAGAUUACAAAUACACCAGGCUACGCUCUCUGAGGUUCUCCCCAACUCCUCAGUUUGACGAGACGUACGAAGAAAGAGCUUGGGGAGUUCUUCCAAAAGACUUUGAUUCCUUUCCGCAAAUUCCCCUUCCAAAGUAUUUACACGCCAAUGACCGCAACUACUACGAAUCUGUUCGUGCUGUAGACUGGAACUCUCCAGGCAUCUGCGGUUACUCCUUUUGCGUGCAUGAGAAGCUGGUUCGAGGCAUAGUUGCGCACAAACUUGGAGAACCAGAACCAAAGGCGAGGGAUGAGUACAGCAAAGCUGAAGAGCUAUGGUUUCACAUGCCAAUCGAUCCCGAUGAAAGGGUCUCUGAACUCUGGCUUCGCAAGGGAACGGAUCCAAUGGUUGCGAGGAGACAGAUCGAUACACUCAUAGUUCGAACUAACAAGGGGCGUACCUUCACCCCUGGGCUCGAUACUUGCUGCAGCGUUCCUGUGGGUGGAGCUCUCAAGUUCACAGCGAAUUGGUUGUGGGAAUACCUCGUGUUCGAGCAGGAACCUGACCUCGGUAACAAGGGUGGUGACCUUCAAGGCGUGGUUGCAUGGGAUCAACAUGAGAUGCAAUAUUCAUUCCCUCCCCCUACUGGGCCGAUUAUCUACCUCGAAAGAUGUAUCAAAACAUCGGCGAGUUUGAGCGACGUCAGGACCGUCGCCCCAUGCCGAGAGUGGUCGGCCACAUUCCAUGGUGAAGUCGUCGGGCUGUUACUGACAUACUGUGAUGGCCGUCGACGAUCCGUUGGGCAUGUGCGUCUUGAUUGCCUGGAACCCGCCUUUUCAGUCUCCUCCUCGGAUUGUUUCUGGCUUGGCUUUGCGAAGCACCUCAAUGAAGAUUCUGAAUAUCUCCCAUGGUAUCUGAAGGUCACCAGCUUCGGAUUGUCUGAGCCGCUGCCGAAUAGUUCUACUACGUACAUCAAAGUCCCCUUUAGCGGAAGACUCGAGUGGGCAUCUUGUGGCUGGAUCAGUGCUGUCCGACAUGUUGAGGAAGGGGAGCCAUGCGAUGAUGAGAUCAGCCAAGUUAUGGCCGGUCAAAAGGGAGUUUUGGAGUACGCCAGCCCAGAGAUCAAGACAUUUGCUGUGCCAAUCCGUGUCAGGGAGAACAACCCUCGAUAA